GCCUGGGUGGUGCAGUUGGUUAAGUGUACAGCUCUUGGUUUCAGCUCAGGUCAGGGAGGCUCAUCCCAUCAAGAGCCCCCCUCAUUGCCCGUCACCCUUGACCUGUUUAUCUAAUUCAGUUUAUUUUAACCAAAUUGCCUGAGGCUCUGUUUGAAUAUGGCUAUACAGUUCUCAUACACUCCAUUUCUGGUCUGAUAUAGCUUAUGGUAUACUUCUUACUGCUGCUAGCACAGAGACAGUUUUGGCCUAGACUCUUUGUAACCUAUAUCAUUGUUUAAGAUCUUUCCUGGCAAGCAUUCCUUCUAGGCAUGGUCCUACAUAUUUGCCAGACCUGUCUUACUUCCUUGAUGCUGGCUAACCCAAAGUUCCUUCCUUUCCAUCUUUAGUAUUAUAGGCAGAUGGGGUGGGGAUUGGAAAUCAUAAUGAUAACUUGAUGAUAGCUAGGAUUAGGGAGUGCAUACUAUAUGCCAGGCAUUGAUCUAAGCACUUUACACAUAUUAACUCAUGUAGUACUCAUAAAAAUGCUAUGAACUAAAUACUGUUAUAAUCCCCAUUUUACACAUACAGAUACAAGAGGUUAAGUAACUUGCUUAAGGUCAUAUAAUCAAUAUUUUCUGGAAUCAUCAGGAAGUAUUCAUCAUAUAGUUGUCACCAAUAAUACAUGAGCAGAAAUUGUCAUUUAUAACUAUUAAUACCAUAGGAGACUAAUCCCUAGAGUUUGAAGGCCAUCUUGACUUAGGAAAAUCCUUUUCUGGUUUCCUUCUACCCCUCAUAGGGCUAAACAAUCCUAACAAAAGCUGUUGGCCACAAAAUCUGCCUUUGAAACCAUAAAAUGCACUGUAGGGAACUACUCUCAUGCUCACAAGGCACUUCUAGGCACUAAAUGGGGACAUGUUUUUUAAAGCUUAAUUUUAAGAUCACCUAUAUUCCAGGAAGUUCUGGGUGUCCUGGUGCCCGUAUUACAUGCUGUGCGAUCUUUUAUUGUGAGAACUUGGACCUUAUGGCCCCUACUCAACAGCAGUAGCAGGCAGUUGGAACUCCUGAACAGCUGUACCUCAAGCCUGAUGUGACUCAGAGGAGUGGUACAUGCAAUGAAGGAGGCCUCUUAGAUCAUAAUGACUAGCUUUAUGUAUCCACCUGCCUGGGUAGCCAGGUAGACCUGGGGGUUCUAACUUGAUCUUGAUUCUGCACUGGUGAACAAAAUGAGGCUUAAAUAAACCAUGAGCUCAGUCUGUGGUGACCUCUGAGAAUUGUGAAUCUGCCACAGUGCUUCCAUGCAGUACAAUAUCUAUGACACCUGUGCCCAGAAAAAUAUCACUCAGGAUCAGUUUCCUCAGCAAACGUAGGGAGAACGGAUCUUCCUGUGUGGUGGGGUUACAUCCCAAUAAACCUAUUGUACAAGAAUACACAGUGAAAAGGCAAUCUUGCACCCUGUUACCCAGCCAUUCUCUGCACUUCCUCAGAAGAGAGAGAGAGCGCUCACAAGCAGGGGGAAUGGGAGCAGGAGAGAGAGAAGCAAGCUCCCUGGUGUUCCCUGGGAAGGAGGAAGGACUUUAGAAGAGCAGAUAAAGUCAAGCAUACAGGCAUCAUUCACAUAUCUGUCAGAAAAUUAUGGAAUUAAAAAAAAUCUCUUCAGGCCAAAGUUAACCUGUUUGAAACUGACCACUGGGAGUUGGCCUUCUGUCUAAAGUUUUGGCUAUUCAUGUGCUCCCAGCUGCCCAAUCAGGUCCUGAAGAACAUCAGCAUCAUUGACAGCCCUGGAAUCCUGUCUGGGGAGAAGCACCACAUCAGCCGAGGUCCCAGAAAAUGCUCAGGGAUUCAGUUUCCGCACGUGGAGCUGUGGAUGGAGCGCUCAAUGGAUCAGGGGUCAAAGCAGAUGGGUUCAUCUUCUGGUUCUGCCACUUUGUUGCUGUGUGACCCUGGACAUGCUGCCCAGCCUGUGCACUGCAGUGAAACCACCUAAAAUAGAGGGGAAAGAGGGACUGGCAAGAAUUAAAGAGAGAUCAUUUGGAACAGCACGCAAACUCCAGAACAGGAAGAGCUGACAUGAGAGCUCUGGAAAGAGAUUUUUAUACCUUAGAGCAAUGCACCAUUUACCAGCAUAGAAAAGAAGGAGCGGUAAACUUUUUUAAGUGGGAAGUGGAAGAAGGCAAUGGAGCGAGAAAAAGGCGGGAAAAGUAUACCAGGGCUGCAGAUGCCCUCAGAGGCACACCUGUUUAGGGAAGACUAUGAGCAGAAACUGAGGACCUGGAAAUUGAUUCCUUUGAAACGAACCACUCACCAUCCUCUACCUUCUGGAAAGUAUCUGCAUAUCUGAACUACCUGCAUGUUAACCGCAUGCCCCCCCGCCCCACAUGCCAAGGGGAGAAACUGGAUCAGAUGGCAGUAACCAAGCACUGCUCUCUGUUCUCAUUGCUCUCGACCUACAGCCUCUUCAAGGUCUUCCAGAGUCAUUCUGGAGCUGCUGGGGGUAGCUUUCUUGUGCUCACAAUGAACUCCUACUCACCCUUCAAAUGUUGGUGUAACCCCUCCCUUCAGGACGCCUUCUCUUUUCUCCAGAGGCCUUGGGAGAUUUUUGCUACCUCCAUGCACUCACUAUCUUGGGAUCUGAGUCAUAAUCGGUUGUCUAACUGGAACAUCAGCUUGGAAUCUGAAACGUUACGAGAAGUGAAAAUGAAUUAUAAUGAGCUAACAGAAAUCCCAUAUUUUGGAGAACCAACCUCUAAUAUCACUCUACUCUCAUUAGUCCAUAAUAUAAUCCCAGAAAUAAAUGCAGAAGUGUUUCAGUUUUACCCUGCUCUCGAGAAUUUAGAUCUCAGUUCAAAUAUAAUAUCAGAAAUUAAGACGUCUUCAUUUCCUCGAAUGCAGCUUAAAUACCUAAAUUUGAGUAAUAAUAGGAUAACCAUCUUAGAGGCUGGUUGCUUUGAUAAUUUAUCUAGUUCCUUACUAGUGGUAAAAUUAAACAGGAACAGAAUCAGCAUGAUUCCACCCAAGAUUUUCAAGCUACCUCACCUUCAGUUCUUGGAACUUAAGAGAAACAGGAUUAAAGUGGUGGAAGGUCUGACAUUCCAAGGGCUUGACUCCUUAAGAUCUUUGAAGAUGCAGCGGAAUGGUAUUAGCAGACUUAAGGAUGGAGCUUUUUUUGGCUUGGAUAACAUGGAAGAAUUAGAACUAGAGCAUAAUAACCUUACAGAAGUGAACAAGGGGUGGUUGUAUGGCUUGCGAAUGUUACAACAGCUCUAUGUGAGCCAGAAUGCUGUUGAAAGAAUCAGCCCUGAUGCAUGGGAGUUCUGCCAAAGACUAUCUGAACUUGAUUUGUCCUAUAACCAGUUGACACGCUUGGAUAAAUCUGCCUUUGUGGGUCUAAGCUUACUGGAAAGACUGAAUUUAGGGGACAACAGAGUCACUCACAUUGCUGAUGGUGUAUUUAGGUUUCUUUCCAAUCUUCAGACACUAAAUUUAAGAAACAAUGAAAUUUCAUGGGCCAUAGAAGAUGCAAGUGAAGCUUUUUCUGGACUCACAAGUCUCACUAAAUUAAUCUUACAAGGAAAUCAAAUUAAGUCAAUUACAAAGAAAGCAUUCAUUGGUCUUGAAUCCCUUGAGCAUCUAGAUUUGAACAACAAUGCUAUAAUGUCUAUCCAAGAAAAUGCUUUUUCUCAGACUCGCUUGAAAGAACUGAUUCUGAACACAAGCAGUUUACUCUGUGACUGCCAUUUGAAGUGGUUGCUUCAGUGGCUGGUUGAUAAUAACUUCCAGCAUUCUGUGAAUGUAAGCUGUGCACACCCUGAAUGGCUGGCAGGGCAAAGCAUCCUGAAUGUGGAUCUGAAAGAUUUUGUUUGUGAUGAUUUUCUCAAGCCACAGAUAAAAAUGCAUCCUGAAACUACAAUUGCUCUAAGAGGCACGAAUGUGACUCUGACGUGCAGUGCAGUGAGCAGCAGUGAUUCACCCAUGUCUACUGUGUGGCGCAAAGAUGGUGAAAUCCUGUAUGACAUCGAUAUUGAGAAUUUUGUUCGUUAUCAGCAGCAAGCUGGAGAAGCUGUAGAAUAUACAAGUGUCUUACAUCUGUUCAAUGUGAAUUUCACAGAUGAAGGAGAAUAUCAGUGCAUCGUUACUAAUCACUUUGGUUCUAAUUAUUCUAAUAAAGCCAAACUGACUGUGAAUGAGAUGCCAUCUUUCCUGAAAACGCCAAUGGAUCUUACUAUUCGCACUGGUGCCAUGGCCAGAUUAGAGUGUGCUGCAGAGGGGCACCCUGCACCUCAGAUUUCCUGGCAGAAAGAUGGUGGCACUGACUUCCCUGCGGCUCGAGAGAGACGCAUGCACGUCAUGCCUGAGGAUGAUGUCUUCUUCAUUGCCAACGUGAAAAUAGAAGACAUGGGAAUCUAUAGCUGCAUGGCACAGAACAUAGCUGGGGGUCUCUCUGCAAAUGCCUCACUCACAGUAUUAGAGACACCCUCAUUUAUCAGACCCCUGGAGGACAAGACAGUAACCCGAGGUGAAACUGCAGUAUUACAGUGCAUAGCUGGAGGGAGUCCUUCCCCUCGCCUCAACUGGACCAAAGAUGACGGGCCACUGCUGGUGACAGAACGGCACUUCUUUGCUGCAGCAAAUCAGCUUCUCAUCAUUGUUGAUGCUGGCCUGGAAGAUGCAGGGAAAUAUACCUGCAUUAUGUCUAAUACCCUUGGGACAGAACGUGGUCACAUUUACCUAAAUGUCAUUUCAUCUCCCAAUUGUGACUCUUCCCAGAGUAGCAUUGGGCAUGAAGAUGAUGGCUGGACCACAGUUGGCAUUGUCAUCAUUGUUGUGGUUUGCUGUGUUGUGGGCACCUCUUUGAUCUGGGUCAUUGUUAUUUACCACAUGAGAAGGAAGAAUGAAGACUAUAGUAUCACAAACACAGAUCUCUCUUUUACAGAGGAGCUUAAUCUGCCUGCAGACAUUCCCAGCUACUUGUCUUCCCAAGGAACACUGUCGGAGCCACAGGAAGGCUACAGCCACUCUGAGGCAGGCAGUCAUCAGCAACUUAUGCCUCCUGCUAAUGGAUAUUUACACAAGGGCACUGAUGGUGGCACUGGUACCCGGGUUAUUUGCUCCGAUUGCUAUGACAAUGCCAAUAUCUACUCCAGGACCAGAGAAUACUGUCCAUACACCUAUAUUGCUGAGGAAGAUGUUCUAGAUCAGACACUGUCCAACCUCAUGGUCCAGAUGCCCAAGGAGACAUACUUGGCACAUCCUCCCCAAGAUGCCCCUACCCUGGAGAGCCUGAUAUUGGCAGCAGACAGAGAGAUGGCUUCCUUUCCCACCAACCAUGAGAGGAUAAAUGAGAAGAAACUUCCCUCCACACAGAUGAGCAGUGAAACAUUGCAGCGGCCUCUGUGGAACAUAAGCAAAGAACUAGGCCUGCCUCAUCCUCCGUUUUCCCAGCAGCCAGUCCUUGAGCGACCACAACUCCAUCAAAAUGAAGGUCUGGCAGAGAGUGGCCCAGACUGUUCCACUUCUCCCAUGCCCUGUUACAGGUUGCACGACCACACUUUUGAUUUUAGUAGGACUCGGAACAUUCAGGAUGGUGGAGAGGGCACAUGAAACUCACUCCAGAAUGAAAUCUGAGCAAAGACUCAAGUUAGUUAAUUUUGUAUUUACUACCUCAGAGUUCAGAAGAAACCCUAGAGUCAGCAUUUGCUUUACCCUGCCUACAAUUACAUCUGACCCCACCAAGGUGGGCCAGGCAUUUGUUUGGGCUUACUCCUGAUGAAGAAGGGGAGACGGCUGACAGAAAUGGGUAUAUCUAAUAAAAUGUGUGCAGCACGGCAAAGGAAAAUACAGGACAAACGUGCUUCCUGAUGGUUCCACAGGGAUGUGCCCAGCUGUGCGUUGCCUAUUAGGGAGAGUCUUUAUUGCUGCUUAACAUGCUGGGUUGUCUCAACCUGCAGAAUGAUUCUGAGAAAACAUCACUGUUCUAGUGUCUUCCAAGGAACAGAAAUAACUCUGGAGCCCUCUGGGAAGUGUGUCUGGGAUUCUUCAGUGGUUUUAAGCAUCUAAUUGAGACUGGCGCUUUGAUAUUCAAGGUCUUUGACAAGAAUUCUGGACUUGAUCAACUGUUACCACAUUAAGGGGUUUUGUAUUCUUGUGAAUGAUUAUUUUUUUUUUUAUCCCUGUCACCCAGGGAUCCCAUUGUAAAUAUAUGUACAUUUAUAAAUAAUUUUUGUAUUCAUUCACCAUAUGUCGAUGCAUUGUAAAUAUUUUUGAUAUGCCAAAAUUAUAUAUAAUAUCCAGUUAUAAUAUUGACAACAGCUUCUCAGACCACAGAAUUUGUAUAACGUGGUUUAGUGAACCUAAAAACUUUGUUUAAAGUUUUAAAAAUGUGUUUGUUAAGGAGUAUAUGUAUAGAGGCAGGAUACUUAGUGAUUUCAUACACAUAAACACACAGUCUUGGUGUAAUUAACCACUUUCUUCAUAACUAAAAGUUCAUACAUUUAGUCAUUUACCAUCUGUUUACAAGUGCCAGAUAAUAUUACUUUUCUAGCAUAAAAAGACUCAAAAGCCUAGCAGUCUUGUCAUAGUCAUGUGCACAUGGACAAAGGAAAAUUUCCUUUGGGAAUAUCUUCUUUCAGCAAAGUACUUAGUUGAUGAGGAAACCAAAGAUUGCUACUUUUCUGUUAAUUUUUUUAUUUUUUUAUUUUUUUAUAUCUCUUCUACCAAGGCACAGUGUAUCUUAAGAAGGGAAGAGUGCUUUUGGGAGUAAGUCAAAUGUGCACAAAUGCUUAUACUCUAAAGCUUUAGUGUUUUCCUUGUUUUAUACAAGUGAUUAUUUCAGCCAAAAAGUUCUCUUGAAUUUCUGAUAGGAAAAGCUUUAUGUAAACAAAGGAUUUAAUACUCUCCUAGAAUGUAAAGGACUGAAGUUCUUUUUUUUCUUUGUGCUUUCAGAUUUCCUUACCUAGGCUAUCAGAUUCUGUCCUCUCAAUUUAGUGAGUACCAGUCGCAUACUGGAUAACUUGCAUCAUUUAAAUGAAAAUAUCUUUUUCUUAGUUAUUGUGCAUUUCAGGGGCUCUAGACUCACAUAUCUUUCCUUUUUGCCAGAAAGUUGAAUUGCAUACUAGUUUUCAAUCUUAGCUUUUUCUCCCAUAGGCAGUUGCAUCGCUUUAGCUGUUUUGUACCACCAAGCCAUUCGCUCUUUGCUUUUUUAAACUGUCGGCCUCUGUUUAUUUUUACUUUGAACUUCUUAAAUAUCACUAUUUUCCUAUCUUCUCAACUUGUGGUUCCUCUUCUUCCUUACUAGGUUGUACUGUAAUCUGUACAGGACUGACUUGGAAUCAGGAGACCUGAUUUUGUUCCCAGCUCUGCUCCUUACUGGCUGUGCAAUCAGGGGCAAGUGUCUUCUCAGCCUGAUUUUCUCAUUUAUGAAAUGAGGGCAUUCUGCUAGAUGCUCUUAAGCCCUUUCCAGCUGUAACAUUCUGUGAAUCUGUGAUCCCUCCAGGAACCAAGGAGGAUUAUGCUACUCUAAUAAAAAGCUGCUUUCAUGAAAUGUUUGUUAGAGUAACAAGAGUGAUGUUGCUUACUCUGACUUGAGCCAGAUUCACUUCCUCCAUAGUAGGAGGAACAGUGUAAGAAAUACUCAGGAGGAGAAGAGCUAUUCUGUUUUGAAACCAUCUCAGUAAACAAGGAAUCUUGACUCAAUGGAAACUACCGAUUGCUCUAUAGAGCAGCAGGUCUGAAUGCUAAUGCUGCCACAUGCCAGAGCAGCAGAAUCAUUUGAGGGGUGCGCAGUGACUGAUUUGCAGCUAGCUUGUGACCCCUAACCUUUCAAAUGUAUCCACUCAUACAGGUUAUCUUGUGACUGUCCUCUCCUUUCACUCAAAUUCUGACGAACUUUUCUUGAAUGAAAAGGUGUAGUUAGAGCGAGGCUGCAGGUGAACAUUAGCUGUCAUGGGUGACAGGACUGCAAAGCAGGCUGUGAACCAAUGUUCUAGGAAACUUAGACGACAGGAGUGCUGCCUCUGCUCUAGCAGUGGUCCUGCUCCUCCUAUGACUGUCAGAAUCUGGGCUCCUGAAUGACCAGUUUCUCUCUAAUGUCAACUCAAAUGACUGAGAUGUCCUUCCAGAUGCCCUUAGCUUGCUGAAGUAACUAAAAGACUAGUCCAGAGUUUGUUUAAACGUGAAGAGCCUACCCCAGGUCUUAAAAAAAUAAAAAUAAAUGUAAUAAAUUCUAAUCUUAGGAGAAGAAAUUCCUGAAGUUUUUCAUUAUUGCAUGUUUUUGACCAAGCAGUGAUUUUUCCCUCUACUGUAAACAGGGUUAGUGGCUCAUCAGUGUUUUCCCAGCAAUGUGAUGUCUGCCUCUUUAAUCAGGGACAUUGCAAGCAAGGCAAACUAAGAUGCCAAGAGAACUACUCUGCCCCUCACCCAGUGGUAAUCGCAUAUCGGUAGGGUUACAUAAAUCCUCUUAAUUUGUGCCCCUCUCAGGCUGAUUGUUCAAGUCUACCUGGAAGAAAUAGCAUCUUCUUUAACUCACACCCUACUGGCACAUGGUCUAUACCCAAGCCUUUGGCUUUCUGUCAUUCAUUCAGCAGCUUCUAAAGCACUUUCCCUAGUUGUACAGGUUGCUCUAUGGGAUUCGAAGUAUCAGAAACCCUCUAAUGUGCCCUCUCACAGUGUUUUAUGUGUAUUUUUCUGAAAGGUAACUUUCAUAUUUAAAAAUAGUUGCCUUCUCACUGCCCAUGGUGGUGCUAUAAAAGCAACAGUAAGACGUCAAGCAGCAUAGACUCUGUUACCUAUUUUCCUAAAAGAUGGGAGAUAUGAUUAAAGCCUUUAAUUAAAGUGUUGCCAAGAAACAGGAUUAGUCACUCUGUAUUCCUGAGGAUGGGUUAUGUCUGCCCCUGUUCUGUGGGGCAGAACUUAACAGGGAGGUGCAGUAUACACUUGCCAGUGAUUCUGUAUAAAUUAAUUCUCCAACAGGUUUGUCCGAUAAUUAGAAUAAUCAGCAUUUUGUGGGAAAAGUACGCAUGGAGGCUAAAUCAUUUUAGUAGCAUUGAAGAAAUGUCUACAUUGAGAAUGGAAUGAGCAAGAUGACUUUUAGGUCUCAGUUUUAUCAUUGGAAAUUUCCAGAAGCAAUCCAACAGUUCUAAAACUUUUUUCCUUCAAAAUCCUUUAUAUGCCGUAAGUAUAGAGCACUUAAGAAAUUUUUUUCAGCUAAAGAGUUUUGGUUUUUGGUUAACAGAAGAAGCCUCUCCUGGGUUAAUGGCUGAAAACAUGAAAGUCUGGGCUUAUCUAAAGUCUAUAACUAGUUACACAAAUGGCAUUACCAUAAUAAAAACUUUAAUAACUUAUAUAUUAUAACCCUCCUUUUUACUCUUUAAUUUUUAUUCCUGUUUCUUCUUAGCAGGACUCCAGUUGGAAUGGGGUUGGAAUUGUGGUGUUUAGCCUUUCACCCAGUAUAUAACUCAAGUGCGUUCUAGCCUUUUCCAGUCAUUUUAAUAUCCACAGAAAUUGGGCAGCCCCGGUGGCUCAGCGGUUUAGUGCCGCCUUCAGCCCAGGGUGUGAUCCUGGGGACCCAGGAUUGAGUCCCACAUCAAGCUCCCUGCAUGGAGCUGCUUCUCCCUCUGCCUGUGUGUCUGCCUCUCUCUGUCUCUGUUUCUCAUGAAUAGAUAAAUAAAAUUUUUUAAAAAGUCCACAGAAAUUCUAGGAGGUAAUGGAGCAACAGAAGUAAAUAUACUGCAAUUUUUUGCUAUGUGCUCCAUUUCUGAGUUUGCUUCUUAAUGCAGAUUACAGAGGUAAUUGUGUGGGCCUUAAAAGGUUGAGCUGAGAUUUUUGGCAACAAAAAUGCAGGGAAUGUCUCAUUCUUCUAUGAUAUGUUCUCUUUCCCAGUUCAGUCUGGCAGAUGUCCUCCCCUCCUGCUUCUAACUUAGAACUGUUUUGUUUAGAGUACAGUCUAAACCAACAUCAGUUAGCCUUCUUUUUUUUUUUUUUUUUUUUUUCUUUUUUGGACAACUGCCUGAUUUGUUGACAAAAAUAACUUAAGUUCUAAAUUAAGAGAUAAUAUUACAAGCUGCUCCAUACAAAACAACACCUGCAAGCCCACGAAUCAUCUGAAGAUUUUGUGGGUAAUAAGAGGUAGGGAUAUAUGUGUGUGUAGGGAUAUAUGUGUGUGUCUGUGUGUAUGAGAAUAAUAUUUGGACGUGCUCCAAAGUUGUGUGUUGAGUAUUUCUUAGCAGUCCUAAUAAUCUCCACCAAUGGGUGGGGUGGGGUGAUGAUGAAAAAACAACUUGAUUUGAGCCUGUUUUUAGAUAUAAAGAGUAAAGUGAUCUUUUAUCAACUCCCAACUGUUUUGAAAGAGAAUUGAUCAUCAGGUGGUCAAGUGCUCUUGGAAUAUCUCUUGGCUACUUAAAGUGGCCUCUUGAUCCAUAGACUAUUUCUACCUACUAUUUCUUCUGUUCCCCCUUUCUCCCAUCAGAGGACGUCAGUCUGAGCAGCCCUGGUACUAGACGUACCAAAAGAGAGUUAUAAGCCAAGUUGUUCCGUGUGGUCCUUCCCUAGUAUCUAUUUAUAUUUUCUCACACAUGAGAAUGUAUAUUUUAUAAGGCAUGUGUUUGUCUACCUGUCUGUCUACUGUACUAUGUCUCCAAUAAAGCUAAAAUACAUUACGA
Molecule: messenger RNA, 10631 nt
Organism: Canis lupus familiaris (dog)
Lineage: Eukaryota; Metazoa; Chordata; Mammalia; Carnivora; Canidae
Gene: LRIG2
Product: leucine rich repeats and immunoglobulin like domains 2
Exons: 27
Coding region: 2338-5577 (1079 amino acids)
Molecular function (GO): protein binding
Source: RefSeq, a predicted model, not a curated record